UACUCACACCAAUAAGAUCGUUUCUCUUCAGUGUAAACGGAAGUGAACAGUGACAAAGAACAAUUUCUACGUUAACAUUGUUAUUUAGACCCGUAUUAACACCCUGGACCUCAAAAUAUGACUCGUUUAACUGUACAGCAUCACAUACUUACCCCCGGUAGUGUUUAAUUUGCGUUGGAGACAGGACUUGGUUGAUAGACGUUAUAUAGGUAACUUAACGCUGCUGACGUGAGCGUUAUGAUUUUUCACACUCAAAUAGCCUCCAUCGUGGAGGUGCUAGCGAAUGCAGCCGUGGCAGAGAUCUGUAAACUCGUAGACGACGACUAUGUAGUGUUUCGUUUGGAAAUAAGUCAAAGACAGAAAGAAAACGUCGCAUUGCGGAGGAAACUACAGCUACUGGAACUGAAGGUAUCACGGGAGCGGGCAGAGAAGACAAUGCGAGAGCGCCUCCUCGCCAGUCGUCCCAGAAGUGUCAAGAUCCUCGACCGAUACAGAGGAAUGGCAAGAGGUGAAGGACAUCUCACUGGAGCCUACAGGAGCUUUGGGAAGCCAGCUGGACAUAAUACAUGGAGAGAUGACCAACCAAUCCCCGUUGAUGAGAGGAGAGGAACCUCAACCCAGCAUGUUAUCAUGAUAGAAUCUGCAGAUGUAGAGGCGGCAGGUCCUGGAGGAUCAUCUCUGGUCAAGCAGGAGAGGGCUGAAGGAGAGGAGGACCCACAACACAGCAGAGACAUCCAGACUGGAGCAGCGUCUGUAGUGGCGCCCCUUGUUGCCAUGGAGGACCACGCGACCGCCGUGCAGCCCAGGACCCGCUGCAUCACAGAGGUCAAUGGAAUGCUGAAUGCCAUCGUCAAGUCAGACACAGAGACUUUAACUGUAACACAAAGGCUCUUACACACAGGAUCUGACAACAGAUCAGACCCAGAGAGACUGGGGCCACUGGGCUGUCCUCCUGCUCCCGGCUCAGAGUAUUUACUUUACCCAAGCCCGAGGAUGGCUCAUUCCCAUCGGGACUCAGGUGACGCAUUAGAGACUGGCAAUGAUCCGUCUUGUUCUUACACUACAGAGAUGGACCCUGGCAACAUGACCUUGGGUUUAGAGACACAGACUGAUCUGUCUACAGGGGACUGGAAACGGUACAGUAGUAGUGUAUACUCCGAAAGGUGCUUAGAUAAGAAAGGGGAGUGUUUGGUCGUAGAUGAAGUGAAAGUGGAGGGCGACAUUUCUCCCACAUGGAAUGCAGAUAGUAACCUAAGAGAUGGACACUCACGGGGAACAGAUUUCUUAGAUUACAGGGAAUGCUUAGAAACUAAUCCAAAUGUCACAACCCACUCCCCUUUACUCGUGCUCAGAGAUCGCAACUUAGUGUCCUCAUCGAUGGGGCCUUCCGAUUCACACAACUGCCUUUUUGAUCAGGUAUUGAACUCAAAUGACAGGGCUACAACCCAGGCUAUGGGAGGAGAAGCCACAUCAGGUAGUAGUAAAGAGAAACGGUUCCUCUGCAUGUUCUGUAACAAAGGCUUCAGCUGCCCCCAGAAAGUGAAGAUCCAUCAGAGGAUCCACACAGGGGAGAAACGCUUCAGGUGUACCCAGUGUCAUAUGCGCUUCGCCCAGACUGGUGACCUGAAGAGGCACCAGAGGGUCCACACAGGGGUGAAACCCUUCAGCUGUACCCAGUGUCAUAUGCGCUUCGCCCAGGCUGGCCACCUGAAGAGGCACGAGAGGGUCCACACAGGGGAGAAACCCUACAGCUGUCCCCAGUGUGAGAAGAGGUUCUCCCGCCAGGACCAGCUAAAGAUGCACCUGAAGGUCCACAUGGGAGAAAAGCUGUUAGCUUGUACGCACUGAGCUACCUCAGGAUACACCAGCAGAAAAACCAUUCCACUAUAUAACAUAGAAAGUAACCGUUCUACUCUACAGCUUCUGACAUUUAGAUCAAACCCUGCAUUAAAGGCAAAGAUUAAUUUUCAUUGUUGUCCACAGAAAAGGUCGACAGACGUGUUUGGAAUAACGAGAGUAACAUAUUUCAGUGUUGAAUAUUCCAAAUUGUAUUUGUCACAUGCUUCGUAAACAACAGGUGUAGACUAACAGUGAAAUACUUACUUACGUGUCCUUUUCCAACAAUGCAGACUUAAUGAUAAAAAAAAAAAUAAUAAUUAUAAGAGUAAACAAUAUACGGAGAAUAAUAAUGACGAGUUAAAACAACAUGGCUAUAUACAGGGAGUGCCAUUACCGAGUCGAUGUGCAGGGGUAUGAGGUAACUGAGGUAGCUAUGUACAUAUAGAUAGGUACUAGGCCUUACAAAAAAUUGUAUGUGUGGGGUACAGAGAUGGGGUAGUCAUUUAAAAAUCAUGUUAAACACUAAUAUUGUACACAUUGUCCAUGCAACUUAUUGUGUGACUUGUUAAGCACAUGUUUUUUGUCCUGAACUUAUUUAGGCUUGCCAUAACAAAAUGGUUGAAUACUUAUUGACUCAAGACAUUUAAGCUUUUCAUUUUUCAUUCAUUUGUAAACAUUUCUAAAAACAUAAUACCAGUUGCGAUACCAAGCGGUGAUGCAGCCAGUCAAGAUGCUCUCGAUGGUGUAGAACUGAGGGCCCAUGCCAAAUCUUUUCAGCCUCCUUAGGGUGAAGAGGAAUUGUCGUGCCCUCUUCACAACUGUGUUGGUGUGUUUGGACCAUGAUAGAUCCUUUGUGAUUUGGACACAGAGGAACUUGAAGCUCUUGACCUGCUCCACUACAGCCCUGUUGAUGUGAAUGAGGGCUUGCUCUGCAAUCUGUUUCCUGUAGUCCACGAUAAGCUCCUUUGUCUUGCCAACGUUGAGGGAGAGGUUGUUGUCCUGGCACGACACUGCCAGGUCUAUGACCUCCUCCCUAUAGGCCACCGUCGUGUCGUCAGCAAACUUAAUGAGGGUGUUGGAGUAGUGCACGGCAGUUGUGGGUAAACAGGGAGUAAAGGAGGGGACUAAGCACGCACCCCUGAGGGGCCCCCGUGUUGAUCAGUGUGACAAAUGUGUUGUUGCCUACCCUUCUGGUUGGGAUAUGUACGUACGGUCACUGUGGGGACGAUGUCGUCGGUGCACUUAUUAACCUGUCUAGGACAGGGGAACCCCUUGCCAACAGCCAAAGAAAUAGCAGGGCGCCAAAUACAAAUCAACAGAAAUCUCAUAAAUCAAAUUUCUCAAACAUACAAGUAUUAGGCACCAUUUUAAAGAUUUAAAUUCUCGUUAAUCCAGCCACAGUGUCUGAUUUAAAAAAGGCUUUCUGUGUGGAGUAAAGCUGAUCUAGAGAUUUUUAUUCGACUCUAGGUGACAUGCUGGCAGAAAUUAAGUUAAACGGAAUUCAGUUUCACUGCAUUAAAAUCACCGGCCACUAGGAGCGCUUCCUCUGAGUAUUUUCUUGUUUGCUUAUGGCCCUAUACAGUUUGCAUCGGUUUGUACUUUUAAAUAGACAGCUACGAAAAAUACAGAUGGAAGUUAUCUUAGUAAAUAGUAUGUUCUACAGCUUAUGUGGUAUUCUAGCUCAGGCGAGCAGAACCUUGAGACUUCCUUGAUAUUAGAGAUCACGCAUCAGCUGUUGUUAACAAAGAGACACACACACCUCCCCCCUGAGUUUACCCGACGCUGCUGUUCUGUCCUGCUGAUGCAUAGAAAAACCAGCCAGAUGUAUAUUAUCCAUGUCUUUGUUCAGACAGGACUCAGAAACAAAAGAUAUUACAGUUCUUCAGGUCCCGUUGAUAGGAUAGUCUCGAACAGAGCUCGUCCAGUUUGUACUCCAGUGAUUGUACGUUCGCCAAUAGAACAGAUAGUAGAUGCGUUUUUUUUCACUCGGCGACGCAGUUUUGUCAGGGUGCCCGCAAGUCAGCCUCACUUUCACCGCCGCCUCUUUCUCCUCGCAGUCUCUGUUUCACAGAAACAUGGCUCUCUGUGGACAUGCUGUCAGAGUCGGUACAGCCACCAGGAUUCUUUGUGCGUCACUCCGACAGGAAUUAACAUCUCUUUGGGAAGAAGAAGGGCGGGGGUGUAUGUUUCAUGACUAACGAUUGGUGUAAUUGUAACACCAUACAGGAACUCAAGUCCUUUUGUUCACAUGACCUAGAAUUCCUUACAAUCAAAUGCCGACCGUAUUAUCUCCUAAGAGAAUUCUCGUCGGUUAUUGUCACAGCCGUGUAUAUCCCCCCUCAAGCCGAUACCACGACAGCCCUCAAGGAACUCCACUGGACUCUAUGCAAACUGGAAACCAUAUAUCCUGAUGCAGCAUUUAUUGUAGCUGGGGAUUUUAACAAAGCAAAUUUGAGAACAAGGCUAUCAGCAUAUUGAUUGUAGUACCCGGGCUGGCAAAACACUGGAUCACUGCUACUCUAACUUCCGGGAUGCAUACCGUUCGGCAAAUCUGACCACGACUCCAUUUUGAUUCUCCUCUCCUAUAGGCAGAAACUCAAACAGGAUGUACCCGUGACAAGUACCAUUCAACGCUGGUCUAACCAAUCGGAAUCCACACUUCAAGAUUGUUUUGAUCACGCAGACUGGGACAUAUUCCGGGAAGCCUCAGAGGAUAAUAUUGAUUUAAACGCUGAUUCGGUGAGUGAGUUUAUAAGGAAGUGCAUAGGAGAUGUUGUACCCAUUGUGACUAUUAAAACCUACCCUAACCAGAAACCGUGGAUAGAUGGCGGCAUUCGUGCAAAACUGAAAGCGCGAACCACCGCUUUUAACCAUGGAAAGAUGACCAGGAAUAUGGCCCGAAUACAAACAGUGUAGUUAUUCCCUCCGCAAGGCAAUCAAACAAGCGAAAUGUCAGUUUAGGGACAAAGUGGAGUCGCAAUUCAACGGCUCAGACAAGAGACGUAUGUGGCAGGGUCUACAGACAAUCACGGUCAACAAAAAGAAAAUCCGCCACGUCAUGGACACCAACGUCUUGCUUCCAGGCAAACUAAACACCUUCUUUGCCCGCUUUGAGGAUAUCACAGUGCCACCGACACGGCCUGCUACCAAGGACUGUGGGCUCUCCUUCUCCAUGGCCGAUGUGAGUAAGACAUUUAAACAUGUUAACCCUCGCAAGGCUCCUGGCCCAGACGGCAUCCCUAGCCGCGUCCUCAGAGCAUGCCCAGACAUGUGUUUAGCGACAUAUUCAAUCUUUCCCUAUCCCAGUCUGCUAUCCACACAUGCUUCAAGAUGGCCACCAUUGUUCCUGUACCCAAGAAGGCAGAGGUAACUGAACUGAAUGACUAUCGCCCCGUAGCACUCACUUCUGUCGUCAUGAAGUGCUUUGAGAGACUAGUCAAGGAUCAUAUCACCUCCACCUUACCUGCCACCCUAGACCCACUGCAAUUUGCAUACCGCCCCAAUAGGUCCAGAGACGAUGCAAUCGCCAUCACACUACACACUGCCCUAUCCCAUCUGGGCAAGAGGAAUACCUAUGUAAGAAUGCUGUUCAUUGACUACAGCUCAGCAUUCAACACCAUAGUACCCUUCAAGCACAUCAUUAAGCUUGAGGCCCUGGGUCUCAACCCCACCCUGUGCAAUUGGGUCCUGGACUUCCAGACAGGCCACCCCCAGGUGGUGAAGGUAGGAAACAUCUCUAAUUCGCUAAUCCUCAACACUGGGGCCCCACAAGGGUGCGUGCUCAGCCCCUCCUGUACUCCCUGUUCACCCAUGACUGCAUGGCAAUGCACGCCUCCAACUCGAUCAUCAAGUUUGCAGACAACACAACAGUAUUAGGCUUGAUCACCAACAACGAUGAGACAGCCUGCAGGGAGAAGGUGAGGGCCCUUGGAGUGUGGUGUCAGGAAAACAACCUCUCACUCAACGUCAACAAAACAAAGGAGAUGAUCGUGGACUUCAGGAAACAGUAGAGGGAGCACCCCCCUAUCCACAUCGACGUGACAGUAGUGGAGAAGGUGGAAAGUUUUCAGUUCCUCGGCGUACACAUCACGGACAAUCUGAAAUGGUCCACCCACACAGACAGUGUGGUGAAGGCGCAACAGCUCCUCUUCAACCUUAGGAGGCUGAAGAAAAUUGUCUUGUCACCUAAAACCCUCACAAACUUUUACAGAUGCACAAUUGAGAGCAUCCUGUCGGGCUGUAUCACCGCCUGGUAUGGAAACUGCACCGCCUACAACUGCAAAGCUCUCCAGAGGGUGGUGCGGUCUGCACAAUGCAUCACCAGGGGCAAACUACCUGCCCUCCAGGACACCUACAGCACCCGAUGUCACAGGAAGGCCAAAAAGAUCAUCAAGGACAACAACCACCCGAGCCACUGCCUGUUCACCCCGCUACCAUCCAGAAGGCGAGGUCAGUACAGGUGCAUCAAAGCUGGGACAGAAAGACUGAAAGUAUUUUUCAAUCUCAAGGCCAUCAGACUGUUAAACAGCCAUCACUAACACAGAGAGGCUGCUGCCUACAUACAGACUUGAAAUCAUUGGCCACUAACAAACGGAUUACUAAUGCCACUUUAAUAAUGAUGUUUACAUAUCUUGCAUUACUCAUCCCAUAUGUGUAUACUGUAUGUUAUACCAUCUAUUGCAUCUUGCCUAUGUCGCUCGGUCAUUGCUCAUCAAUAUAUAUUUAUAUGUACAUAUUCUUAUUCCAUCCCUUUACUUAGAUUUGUGUGUGUUAGGUAGUUGUUGUGGGAUUGUUAGAUUACUUGUUAGAUAUUGUGCACUGUCAGAACUAGAAGCACAAGCAUUUCGCUACACUCAAUAACAUCUGCUAGCCAUGUGUAUGUGACCAAUAAAAUGUGAUUUGAUUUGAAUAUGGCCUGGUCAGGGGUAAGCAAUUUGUCCCGCGUCGCCAAAUCAUUGAGAUAGAAAUCGUAAUCAAAAUCAAGGUUAGUAAUCGCUGUUCUGAUGUCCAGAAAACUCUUUUCGAUCACAGGAAAUAAUGGCGGAAACAUUAUGUACUAAAAAAGGUAAAACGGCAGCUAUACAAUCCAGUAGGGCUGUGAUGGAUUUGUUUUUGUACACCUCUGUUCGGUCCGCACCGUGAACCCGAAUUAAUACAUAAAAAACAUUAUUAUAAAAUAAAUGUUUACAUUAGGCCUAAUGGCUUCACAGUCGUUUACAAGUGCGAUGGACAGAGAUGUGGAUAAAAAGUUAAUAGUAUCUUCUCCACUGCUCAACUAGAAUAGCCUAUUUAGAGUGGCGGAUGUAGCUUGUUGGCCAAUCACAAGUCAUCAAAGUGCCACUACAGUCAUAGAGCCUCCUUGUGUGGGUAAGCAAAUUAGAUUAUCUAAUCAAUGGAAAAUUGAAUUAAUAUGAUGGAAUUAAAAAUUAAAUGAGAAGUAUAUGCUACAACGAACAAGACCCAACAGGUAGGCUGCUAUUUAAUCAUCUGAAUGGAGGUGUUGUUAUUUGUUACUGACGGACAGGAAAAAAGUGCAUGCAGACUCAAUUAGCCCAGCUAGCUAAUGUAACGGAUGUGAAAUGGCUAGCUAGUUAGCGGUGGUGCGCGCUAGCAGCCUUUCAGUCGGUUACGUCACUUGCUCUGAAACCUAGAAGUAGUGGUUCCCCUUGCAUUAUACUGUUACACUAACUUAGUUAGCUAUUUUAGCCAACUAGCUUCUCUCGGUUUGAUGCAGUCAAGACAGGUACUUGGUAGGUAGCCUAGUGAUUAGAGUCGAAUCCCUGAGCUGACAUGGUAAAAAUCUGUUAUUCUGCCCCUGAACAAGGCAGUUAACCCACUGUUCCCCGGUAGGCCGUCAUUGUAAAUUAGAAUUUAGAAAACUGACUUGCCUAGUUCUAAAUUAGAAAACUGACUUGCCUAGUUAAAUAAAAAUUCAUAUUGGAUGAUAAAUAACCUAGAUAUGAAAAGCUAGAAGUUCAUAUACUAGCGCAAGUCAGCUCAUUUGGUUGAUGCCUGUCCCUUGCUCCAGUUUCAAUCGAUCACAGUAUACACACCUCACAGUAUAACACCUUAAGGCCCCUCCUCCACCUGCUCUCCCUCGCACUGUAUCAACUCUAGUUAAUAAACUAGCUUACAAAUGGACUUUUCUGCUGCUUCCCUCACUCAGAUCUGACCACGUCUAUAUGGAACUGGUCAUCCUCGGGUCCGUUCGGAAUGGGUCUCUGUAUUUAUGCAUAUUUGUCCGGGUGGGAAAGCCCCAGAUUCAUUUCAGAACAGGUCAAAUUUUUUAGACCUCUACUUGUCAAAACAGACAGUACCAGGAACAUUGUGAAUAACGUCACCAAAACUGGAGUUGGGCCACAAAUAGGGUGCUUUUUAAUUUAGCGUAUUUUGCCAAAUAAACAGAAAUGAACUACAGUAACUGUUCGAAUUUCAUUUUUCUGCUGUAUCAUAACCGUACCGUGACCCCAGAACCGCAAUACGUACCGAACAGUGGGUUUGGUGAACCGUUACAUCCCUGUAAAUGAAUUAAUGAAUCACAGACCAGCCUAAAUGUAGAGCUGCUCUCUUUCAUGGUCCUUUGUUUCGACGGAUUUGGGACUUUCUGCCACCACUAUGGCAGUUUACAGAGAGUUCGCAGGGGACUUGCCAGCCAGACCUCCGCCCUCAGAUUACGCCCCCCUUUUCUUCACCAGCAUGUGGAGUAAAGGCAGCUUCUGGUUGUAGGGAGGACUUGGAGUUUGACUCACGGCUUCGCCAGGAUUUUAUGAUGUCCGUUUGCCUGUUUAGGCAUCAACGGUGUGAACUUAAGGCCUCAUCCAGUCGGGAACCCAUCCCUCACAGCUGAGAGGGUGGCAGGACAGGUGACUGGGGAUCCUGAGCAGGGACGUACCACCUCCUCAGCCCCAGCAACGCUACAGGGGAUGUCUGUGACAGGGACUGGGCCCGUGCCUACUGGACUAGUGGUGUCAGCCUUCAGAAGUCACGCAGCAUCAACUCAUCACCCCCUGCACACCUCUUCUCUGUACCAACAGUCCACUCUGUUGGCCCAGCCAGCUGUACCCCAGCUUGGUCCUCAGCCUGCGGGACCUGAGUUCUAGCCUCCAGCCCGAGCAGCAUUGCUCCGGGCACCAUCUCAUUAACCCGUGCAUCAGCCAUCAGCCUGUGCACCGGUCCAGGAAGGAGCCCUGCCCCCACCAAUCCAGUCUGUGGUGCUCCAGUGGAUGCUGCAGCCUUCAUCACUGCCUACACAAGGGCCUCAGGCACCCCAACUGUGCCAACACCAGCACUCCACAAAUGAGACUUCUGGAUGUUAAGCCUGUGAUGGAGAACCCUCCAGACCCAGGAGUGGACCACCGUCCUGCCCCGGUAGGAGAGCCUCCGCCAUGCCUACCCUACUCCUCUGCCUCCAACCUUGGGACACUAUCAGGCUCUGUUGGGGAACCUACCCCAACACCCUACUGGACAUACUGGACUAGCCCUGCUUUAGGGUGCCUAGACACCGUUUGUCCCCUGGCCACUCCUUACUUGCCACUGACAGAGGGCGACAUGGGGGUGGCGGAACAUAGCUGCACGAGGAGUGCUCCCAGCUGACUUUGUUGACACUCAGGCAGGUGAAAUCCUUCUUCUCUAAGACCCAGAAAGUAAGUAAUUAUUAUACUGACUGGUCUCUAGCUCAAUGGAGAGGGUUCUCCAUAACAGAUCUAAGUUGCCUUUGCCAUGUAGAGGAAAAACACACCUCAGAACCUUAAGGUCAGAGAGGGUUUCACAGUGAUCCCUGGAACCAUGUUCUCCCGUAGGACAGGGAUGAAAAUAUGGUUAGGGUUCCCCUGCCUUGUUGUCCAGAGCAGUGGUUUUCAACUGGUGUGCCUUGAGGAACUCUCAGGUGUGCCCCGAAACUUUUCCUAAUCUUGAAAAAAAACAACACUCCCUUAUAAACGUGACAUGUGGAACGCAAAUGGAAUUUUGACUUGAGGGUGCCGCUCAGAUAAUAUAUCGAAUGGCACAUAGUUACAUCUGUAUCAUUGUUUCAAGUCCAGUGCGGUCAGGCUGUUGUUAUAUUUGAAUCAUUCAUGAGCAAAGUAAUUCAUAAUUUUUCUUCGCCUGUGAGAACCAUUAGCACAGGCAGGUCUGAUUUGUUAGUCUUAGCUCUACCAGAGCCUCUGCCAUAGAAAUAAACGGAGCAUGGCUUUGUGUCGGUGGUUUCACCUUUACAAUGCAGAAAACCACUUGCCUCUAGCUCAAACCAUUCGAACUAAAGACCUAUUUUACCGGAGCUACAUUCAUUUCUUUCUUCUUAAAGGGGUACACACAAAUUAAUCAUCAUGAGUAAGGAACUAUGCAAACUAUGAAAAUAGUUCAAAUAAACCCUAUUUAAUAUCUAAUGGGGAUGGGUAAAUACUCCAAUUUGAAAGUGUGUUUAUUAUCUGUGUGUACGUACCUGAGGGAGUGUAUGUCUGUGUAAUCUGUGUAAUCUGUAUCACCUCUCUCUUCCAGAAGGAGGAGGGUCCAGAGGUGCUGCCGGUGAAGGAGGUGGGGUGUGAGGAGGGUCUGGGGAACCCUGAGGGGACUAUAAUCAUGGAGGACAACCAGACUACACCACCUCCUGAACCCACAGUGGAACCAGCUGAGCAGCACAGGACCGACCGCACACAGUCUCACUGAGAUGAGCCCACUGUGAAUGGCAUUAGGUCAGGGCCCGAGUGCUGAUCUAGAAUCAGUUUUGCAUAUCAGAUUUAUUGAUCCAACAUCCUCUCACUCUGUAUCUCUUACAGUCAGUAGACAUGGAGGAUGGGAAGCCUGAUCUGCUGCUAGUCAAAGAGGAGACAAUAGAAGAUGGACCAGAGAGCAUUGACCUGCUGAGUGGACUAAAUAUGGGGGAGCAUCUUAGCCUCCCGCCAAACAUCUGCAGGAAGAGGUUUUAACCCCAUAACAGUUACUGCCUUCAACCUGCCUUCUACAGGAUCUAUCAACUGGAAGAUGGACCCUGCGACACACUCCCUGGCCUUCGUCCUCCUCACACUCUCCUAAUGUUAAACCACUGACGAUGCCCCCGAAGGUCCACAUGGGAGAGAGGCUGUUCAUCUGUAUGCACUGUGGGAAGAGGUUCUCAGAGAGGAGCUACCUCAGGAUACACCAGCAGAAAAUGCACACGGCCCAUGUAUAGAGUAUAGUGACGUGUAAUGUAGUACUAGUUAGUUUGUAGUUAAUUCUGCUGGUGUAGGAUAUAGUAGAUUACUGGAUGAGAUGAACUGAGGAAAGAAUGAGUAUGAUGAGGGCAGAGUAGAUACUUUGAUGGUUUGUGUGAUGGAGUGUGUAAAAAUGCUUAACUUAUGAAGAGUGACAACCUUGUCCAUUUAGCUUGAUACUGGUGUUUUAUAGUAAGAUAAUGAUAGUGCCAUAAUGUUUACUUGACAAUAAGUAGUGAAGCUGUGUGUAAUGUAAUGUUAAACCUUUUCCAAAGUUUUCUGAAAUUAAUUUGAUCAAGUCAAGGGUACCAGAUUUACAGAAAAGGUAAAGUGUUACCAUAGUGAGAAAAGUUAUUUGCCUUGUCACAUAACAUUUUGUGCAAUAAAAGUACUGUACUUCAAAGUCCCUAA
Molecule: messenger RNA, 11438 nt
Organism: Salvelinus fontinalis (brook trout)
Lineage: Eukaryota; Metazoa; Chordata; Actinopteri; Salmoniformes; Salmonidae
Product: oocyte zinc finger protein XlCOF7.1-like
Exons: 3
Coding region: 238-1848 (536 amino acids)
Biological process (GO): regulation of transcription by RNA polymerase II
Molecular function (GO): RNA polymerase II cis-regulatory region sequence-specific DNA binding; DNA-binding transcription factor activity, RNA polymerase II-specific
Source: RefSeq, a predicted model, not a curated record